AUGGCGCCCAAUGUAACCCAUCCUUCCAAAGAGGAGAGACUGGACGUGUACUUAGAGAACACCAUGUGCGACAUCACAAAGGUGGUUUGGGGCUGCCCACAGGGGGAGGCGAUGUCGUGGUCGGUCUGCAACACAGCCGAUCUGCCACAGAGCUCAGGAGAAGCCGAGAGAUUCGACCCGGAUCGCCUCCAGGAGCAUGGGCAGCAACUUCUGCACUUUCUCCGUCAGCGAUGCCGCCGGGAAGGUGGCACAUACUGGCUCUUUCGUGAGCAGAACAGCUCCCGAGCGGAACUCUUCGACAUUAGCAACUCCGCAGAGCGGGAGGACGAAGACGGCAACUGGGAAACCUCAGCAGCUUUCAGGACUUCGCCCUCCCUGGCGACACCCAUCGCCUCCUUGUGCUUCCACCUCUCCAAGUCCAUGUCGCAAGAUUCUGACCAGCGACAACUACUUCAGAAGGCCACGCAGCUGCUAGAGCCGCUUCAGGAAGAGCAGUAUGGGCUCUACGCCACCGCGGCCCUUCAACUGGCGUGCUCGUACAUGCGCACGCCGGUGGCUGCCAUAUCGGACAAGGGCUCCUCAGUCGCUGCGCCUCCUGGCAAAGCCCCAGCUGCAGCGCGUCUGAGUGUGGCGAUGCGCUACUUAGAGAAGGUGCUUCGGCUACUGAGCAGCCUGAGCGACGAUGCCUCCACUUUGCGUGCAGGGCUGCUGCUUCAAGGGCAGGUGGCAUACGCCGAAUGCAUCCUCAAGUUGGUGAAGGAGGCUUGUAUCCCAACCUACUCGGCCUGGUUGGCGCAAGUCCAGCGCAGCUCCCAGGAGAUCAUCCAAAAGCAUGGUGCCAGCAGUGCAGCAGCGCAGAAGCAGCUGUCACAGAUGAAGCAGCUUAGUGCGGCGUUCUUGCUCUGGCGUCUCUUUUGGCUCUGCCGUGCUCACCGUGCCUUGAGCUUUCUUGCGGCGGAGAAGCGGGAGGUGGAGUGUUGGACCCUGGACCGAGAUCUCAUGGAAGUGAUGGGAGAUACCCUCUACGGUCUCAGCCGCUACCCGGCCGAGGACGUGAAGUCGCUGCUAGGUGGCCAAAUGUCUUCUGCAGAGGGCAUCUGCAGCAGUGUCGCUGCGGGUCUCCGGAGCUGGGCCUUGUCAGGUGGGAAGGUUGUUGUGGACGCCCAAAGCUCUGAAGGGCGACGUUCCAAGCGCCGCCUUCCCAGUCCCGCCGCCUCCUCCGGUGACGAGGAGGCCAAAGAGCCCUACGACGUCGGCGCCAUGUUCCUGUCAAAAUUGAAUCCCUUGCAUCGCGCUCUCGGGGAUCGGGCCCUGGCGGAGGACUCCUUAGUGCGUGACGACCUACGGUCGAAGAUGUGGACGGAGGGUCUGGCGCUGCAGCGGUGCAUGGCCUGCUACGUGCGCGCCGUGGCGCGUCUUCGGGCGAAGGGCGAUUCCGACGCCGACCCGCAGUCUCUGAAGGUGGCACGCAAACUGGCGCAUCUCUACAACGAGGAGGCGCGUGUCGCGCUGGCGGGUGGCGAUCAGAACGAGAAGGCGGAGGAUCUGCUACAGCAGGCAUCCACGGAUGCUUGUGUACAGAAAACAGUCAUGUCGCAGCCUCUGGACACAUUGGGUUCAGAGAGCGACAGUCAUGCUCCUUCACUGGUGCAGCUCGAGAACGUUCACUUCUUGAUCGCAGUGGAAGAAGUCUGCAGCCGACUGGCUUUCGAAUUGCAAUGUGCUCGUGCAGGCUUGGACAAUGUAGAAACUUGUGAGACUUAUACCGACUUCAUCCGGGUCAUGGACGAUUUGCAGACCCACGACGACGAUGGUUGCAAGCACCUAGUUGUCAUUCUUGGUCAGCGUUCAUGGCUAUCGUUGAUGCGAAGCUUCGUCGCAUGCUCUCGUCCAUUCCAUGUGAUCGAUGCGUCCAUGGAAAGCGUGGGUGGGAACAACGUGAAGCUCCUCGCUUCGUGCACCGAUCAUGAGUUCUCAGAAACAGUCAAGGAAUGCCUGGGCCUUGGGCCGGGAGAGGCAGUGAAAUCCUCCGAACUGCCCUCUGCCUCGCGGGCGUCCACCAGCGCUUCCGAAGCGCUGGACUCCAGUCCUGUGGGUAGGGUUUAG
Molecule: messenger RNA, 2106 nt
Organism: Symbiodinium sp. CCMP2592
Lineage: Eukaryota; Dinophyceae; Suessiales; Symbiodiniaceae
Source: the annotation of a GenBank genome assembly